Messenger RNA from Solanum lycopersicum (tomato), 1724 nucleotides. RefSeq names its product hydroxyproline O-arabinosyltransferase NOD3-like. Gene Ontology annotation, molecular function: glycosyltransferase activity. The record is from RefSeq and is a predicted model, not a curated record. Lineage: Eukaryota; Viridiplantae; Streptophyta; Magnoliopsida; Solanales; Solanaceae.
UCCUAGGUUGUCAGAAAAACACAACCUGUCAGAGAUUAGUUGUUGCCCUGGUCCUUGUGUGUUGGCUGGCUGCCUUGAAUUUCAUCACUGGGUAAGGACUAAGGAAGGACAAAAAGUGUUGAUGCCAAUGGGACGAAUGACACCACUAGUAUUUCUUUUUCUUGUUUCUUUGUUUGUAACAUAUAAUGUGAUUACAAUAUUUGUUGGAUUCGAGAAAUCAAAAUCAAGGGAUGUUGGUUUUCCUGAUCCCAUUAUUCAGAAUCCCACAAAACUAAGUAAUAUAUCAGAAAAGUUGUUAUUCCAUAUCGCAUUAACAGCAACUGAUACUCCUUAUAGCAAGUGGCAAUGCCGCAUCAUGUACUUCUGGUAUAUGAAAAAGAAGAAUUUACCGGGUUCAGCUAUGGGAAAAUUCACCCGAAUCCUCCAUUCAGGAAGCCCUGACAAUCUUAUGGAUGAAAUUCCCACGUUUGUUGUUGAUCCUCUUCCACAAGGUUUUGAUAUGGGUUACAUUGUCCUCAAUAGACCUUGGGCAUUCGUUCAGUGGUUGGAGAAGGCUACCAUAGAAGAGGAAUACAUACUUAUGGCAGAGCCUGAUCACAUCUUUUUGGAACCCCUGCCAAAUUUAGCUUAUGGAGAUUACCCGGUUGCUUUCCCUUUUUUCUACAUGAAACCUGCUGAACACGACGAUAUCAUAAGGAAAUUCUUUCCCAAAGAAAAUGGUCCUAUAACAAAUGUUGAUCCCAUUGGAAAUUCCCCCGUCAUCAUUAAGAAGAAUUUGUUGGAGGAAGUUGCAACUACAUGGAUGAAUAUUUCUCUAAGAAUGAAACAUGAUGAAGAAACGGAUACAACUUUUGGCUGGAUCUUAGAAAUGUAUGCCUAUGCUGUAGCUUCUGCUUUGCAUGGUGUUCAGCAUAUUCUUUGGAAAGACUUUAUGCUACAGCCACCUUGGGAUUUGGACAGUAGAAAAAAGUUUAUCCUCCAUUACACUUAUGCGUGUGACUACAACAUGAAGGGUGAGCUUACUUACGGAAAAAUUGGAGAGUGGCGAUUUGAUAAGAGGUCAUAUAUCAAAGGACCUCCACCUAAAAAUCUAUCCCUGCCUCCACCUAACGUCCCAGAAAGUGUGGUAACUCUCGUGAAGAUGGUAAACGAAGCAACUGCCAACAUUCCAAAUUGGUGAGCAGAGUAGUGAGAUUACACUAUUUGAAGCCCAACCUAAACAAAACAAACAACUCUUUUUCACUCUCACAAAAAUGUAAUACAUAGAAACAAGUUUUAUAAUAUAUAUGGAAAUGUUUAUCUAGUAAACAUCUUUUCUUAAAUGAAAUAUAGACGGUUAUAUCCUUUCUUUUUCACUUCUUUUAUCCACAACAAGGAAGAGUCUACAAAGAAUAUUUCUUUAAAUCUAGAUAGACAUUAAAUACCAUUAAAAUAUAUAAUCAAAAUGUGUUUUAAUGUCAAUAGUCCGGACAUACUGUGUAUCAUAACAUAUAGGAAAAAUAACCUGGAAGACCCUUUUACUUGACUCAAUUCUUAAGUUGGAUUAUUUUACUUACAUUUUAUCAACUAAACCCUUAAGCUCAAUGAAACUCUAUUUUUAAGCCCUUUUGACCAUGGAAUAACUUAUGUGACACUAAAAUCACCGAGUUGGAUAAAUUCAUGAUCCCACACGUCUUUGAAGCAAGUGAUACAAUACUAUUAUUUUAAUUGGUCAAAAAUUAUAA